AUGAGUUGUGCUAAAUGUGAACGACCAUUUCGUUAUGGUACUGAAGAUACAGUAACAAUUAAUAAGAAAACUUAUCAUAUUGAUUGUUUAUCAUGUGAUAAAUGUUCAAAACCUUAUGAUGGAUCAUUUUCACCAGAUGAACUUGAACGAGAAGCACUUUGUCGAGAAUGUAUUCAUAUGCAAAAAACAAAAUCAGCAACUAAUUCUCAAUCGAAUAGUACCGAAUCAAAAAAUAAUGUAUUACGUUGUGGUGGUUGUGGUCUACCAUUUAAUCCAACAUCUCGACAUAUAACAAAAAAAUAUAAUAAUAAAGAAUAUCAUCAUAAUUGUUUAAAAUGUAAUGAAUGUCAAUCAUUAAUUGAAGGUGAAAUAUAUGAAGAUGAACAAGAAAAUAAAAUUUAUUGUACAUCAUGUUUUAAACGUCAUGAUAAACAAAGUUUUCAAAAACAAAAUCAAGAAAAAAAACUUAAUCAACAAAAAACAGUUCAUUUUGCUGAAAAACUUGCUGAAACAUUAAAUCGUGAUGAAUUAGAAGCAUAUUAUAAAAAUGAUAAAGGACAUAUUAAUGAUUCAUUUCUUAUUGGAAAUCAAAAUAAAACUGGAGAAAUUAAAUUUUGUGCUGCAUGUAUGUUACCAUUUCAUGCUGGUUCUCGAAUAACUCAAGCUAAUGAUAAAGAAUAUCAUUAUGAAUGUUUUUGUUGUGAAAAAUGUGCUCAACCAAUAAAUGGAACAUUUACAAUGAAUUCUCAAGGAACAAAAUUUACAUGUAGAAAUUGUAUUCAAAAAGUUUAUUCAUCAUCACCAAUAAUUAUAUGUACGGAAUGUGGACAACCAAUUGAACCAAAUGUUCAUAGUCGUAUUAAUUUUAAUAAUCGUUCAUUUCAUUCUGAAUGUUUUACAUGUGUUCUAUGUCAUAGACGUUUAAAUCCAUCACAAACAUUUACAUUACAUAAUGAUAAACCAUGGUGUCGUCAAUGUGAAAUUGAUACUAAAAAUUGUUAUUCAUGUGGAAAACCUAUUUUAUCAUCGGGUAUAACAUAUGAAACACGAGAUUAUCAUGUUGAAUGUUUUAAAUGUUCACAUUGUCAUAAAUUAUUAGACAAUGAAAAAUUACUUUGUGCUAAUAAUUUACAACCAUAUUGUGUUAAUUGUAAUGAAUUAUUAUUUGCUAAACGAUGUAAUAAAUGUGGAAAAUCUAUUCCAUUUGAUACAAAAUAUACUAUAUUUGAUGAUAAACCAUAUCAUGAACAAUGUUUUCUAUGUGUUAAAUGUCAUCGAUCAAUUGGUUCGAAAAAAUUUUUUAAAGAUCAACGUGGAUUUAUAUGUUCAAAUUGUUCGAAAUCUUAA
Messenger RNA from Rotaria sordida, 1347 nucleotides. Lineage: Eukaryota; Metazoa; Rotifera; Eurotatoria; Philodinida; Philodinidae. The record is from the annotation of a GenBank genome assembly.